Molecule: messenger RNA, 3765 nt
Organism: Spea bombifrons (plains spadefoot toad)
Lineage: Eukaryota; Metazoa; Chordata; Amphibia; Anura; Pelobatidae
Gene: SYNPO
Product: synaptopodin
Exons: 4
Coding region: 566-3376 (936 amino acids)
Biological process (GO): positive regulation of actin filament bundle assembly
Cellular component (GO): Z disc; nucleus; actin cytoskeleton
Molecular function (GO): actin binding
Source: RefSeq, a predicted model, not a curated record
CACAGGGAGAGCGCAGACUGGGAGGUAGCCUGUGUGUAUAUGUGUGUGUUUGUCAAGCCAGCCAAAUCAUUCGGGAUAGGUGGAUGUAUAGAAACAGCGUUGCCUUAUCCAGGAGUCUUUCGAGAAGGAAAAAGAAAAACAACACCUGAAAUCAAGAGGAAGGAAUGCACAUUGUUCCAGAGAGCAAGCAGAUUUUUCAAUAUUACACACACAUGAACACCCCUGCUAUAGUGAAAAACCUGUAUUUGCAGCAGAUUGGAACAAGUUUUCUCAUCCUCUGGCUUUCCUACACUUCCUUUCCUUUCACCUGCCCCACACCCCCAGGGAUUGUAAAAAUAGGGAAAUUGAUUUAUGUAAAUAUAGUGACUAAUAUGAAAAAAUGGCCAAGCUUCUUCCGUUUUAAUAAUGGAAAAACCAAAGUAGCUUAAUCAGAUGCCAGAUACAGAUAAAUCCAAACCAUAAACGGAAAAGUCUAAACAACUCAUAAGUUUAGUUUCCACUUUGUCACAGUGUGCUCUGUAUGAAAAUAUAGUGUAUGAAAACUUAAAUUUGCAGAAUAAGUAACAUGGAAGUGCUGAAUUCAAGUCUGUCUUCUCAGACCUCCUUUGGUGGUCCAGUAUUGUCCCAUGGACUUUCCUGUGGCUUCAUGGAUUCGGCAAAUAAUGUAAAUAUUGGACACGAAUCUUGGACAACUGUACGUAAGAUCCAAGAUGAUAGCUCAGACCUCAGAGACAAAGAAAGUGCUAUCAAAAACUCAGAUGAAAACAAGUUCAGUCAAGAUAGUGAGGUUGUAACAGCCCAUUGGACAAUGGUUGAAGAAGAACCCGGGGAGUCAACACAUGGGAUUUUUGGUUUAACCAAUAAUGAUGAAAAUACAAAUGCAGAAGGCACAACGUCAGCAAAAACAUCUUUGGAUUUGAUUCCAGUUCCUGCAAAGGCUGAAGAAAGUGAAAGGAAGUAUGUGUCAAGUGCCAAACUGACCUCAACCCUUCAUCAAUCAAGAAAGUCAUACAUAUCAAGGAGUGUAAGUCUCACAGAGAAAGAGCUAAAGGAAGCGCAAUAUAUCAAUGAUAACAAUGCUACCCAGGUGAGCCCCACCCAAGGUAGUUGCUCACGAGGGGCCCUGCUCUUUCAUCGGCGGCGGCAGAAACUGAAAGCCCUCGAACAACAGAGUCUUGCAAAGCAUGCUGAUACAUUGGGUAUCCAACAGACUCACAGUGUUCCAGAGACAAAGAGUACUCAACAUGAUCUGAAGAAAACUAAAACUCAACUUGGCUCUGGACAAUUAGCAUUUGCAAACAGCAUGGAAGAAACCUCUUCUGAUGCUGGGUAUGAGGAAAUAGAAAACACAUGGGGGGAAGAGCUAAGGGGUGUGGACUUCCCACCUGUAGAUAAAAGAGCCCAUUCUCCAAGUGCUUCAGAGGAUGAACAUCAAGGCCUUCUGAGUGCACAUCUAAAAGAAACAUUAGUAGUAUCAACCACUAAUGGUUUGCUUAAUCAGAUUUGUUUAGAGUCUGAGCCUGCUAUCAAACAUGAACCUAAGAUUACACAGAAUGGUAAACAGAACAAACAAUACUGUGAAGUCCAUCUCACUUUGUCGAAACCUAAAUCUGUGAGUAACAGAACAGCUAGGCCCUUUGGAAUUCAGCCAUCUGCAAAAAAGAACCCAUCUCCUUCAGAAAAUAAUCCUGUGAAAGACCUCCCUCCCCCUCCAACUUAUGCGGAAACAUUAUCAAGCCCUCCACCAGUGACCCGCAUUAUAUCACCCCCUGCCUAUUCUGUUUUAUAUCCAACAAAUGAAGAACAUAUUACUCCUGUGACACAAGUAGUUAAUCGCAGCGUAUCAUUAACACCACAGAGAAAAACAGGAAUUUUGGAGGAAAUGGGAACAUGUCGGGCAUCAAAGAAAUCUAUGUUCACAUUUAUUGAGAAGCCUAGAAUGACACCAAAUCCCGAUCUUUUGUCCAUGGUGCAAACUGCAGAUGAAAGGCGGAAAAACAAAGAUCAGGUUGAUGUACCAACUGACGAGGAACCUUUUGCUCUAGGUGCAGAAGCAUCCAAUUUCCAAAAUAAUAAAACAGUGAGAGGAACAGAAAGUACAGACAGAAAUGACAAUGUGCCUGACUGGUCAACUUCCCUGAAGUCUCCAGGUGUCAGAACAAAGCCACCACCUGCUCCGAUCCAAACUCUGACGGAGGCUAAAGGGAAAGGGGCAGAAUUAUUUGCCAGAAGGCAAUCCAGGAUGGAACGAUUUGUAGUUGAAUCUCCAUCAUAUGACUCUGUUAGGUCUCCUUCGCCAACUAUGUCACUGCCACCAUCUUGGAAGUAUGUCUCAAAUGCUCAUUCGUCACCCACUCAGUUUGGUCGCCAAGUCAAAAUCAACCAAAGAUCAUCUAGGCCUUCCUCUACUGCACCAAUGACACACACUGGUUCAGAAAAUGUUCAUUCACAGAAAGACCUGGAGAUUUCUAAAAGACAACCAUACCAACUUCAGUCAUCUCUGUUCAUCUUCUCUCCAACUAAGGAUCCUGUGAGCUCUCUUCCCAAAGCAGCCCCUCCCCCUAAGCCCAUGGUGAUGGAAUCUCAACACUUAAGAAGACAAUUGUCAUGUCCCUCUCCCACCAUAUGUUCUCCAACUUAUGUCCAUUCUAUGAGAUCACCUUCUUCUACAUUAUCUCCUUCACCUACAGGUUUUGGAAGACAGAUGCCAACCAGUCAUGUAUCACCGCUUUCACCAGUUCCUUUCACAAGUACUGGGGUGGCACCUUCAAGAACCAAAACUAUAAUACAAGCUCCACGGCCAACAUUCUCUGCUAGGAGUGCCGGCUUGGAAUCACAGACAUCUGAGGUUGUUCCUGCAUCACCAACCCAGAGGGCUCUACAGCACAGAGGAUCACUGGAUGGGUGGGGAAGCUCAGCUUUAUCAUUCUUGCCUGUUUACGAGGAAGAAUCAGGGAUACAGACUCCUCCCCAACCAUGUUCCAUGUCUCCUGCCUGGAGUGAUCGAUCACCCUCUCCAUUUAAAGUGGAGAAUGACCCAAAAGCUGGAAGGCAAAUUAAAGCUUUACUUGCUCGUAAUAUUAUUAAUGCAGCCAAACGCAAGAGCACCUCUCCAUGGGGUCUCACUAGUCCUCAAUCCACCAUCCCAAGUGGUGAAGUUUGGAACCAAAAUGUUGGCCAUAGAAACCCACUUCCUGAGACACCCAGAGCUAGACGGUCACCAACAGGUUCAGACAUUUCUAUGGAAUCAGAAGAUUCUGGAGCCAAGUCUCCAGGAUUCAGGAGUUAUUCAUUUUCUCCUAAGGGUUGGUAUGGAAGUCUGAGGCUCAAGAGAAAUAGCCUACCUACGAAUCAACCCUUUGCAUAUACCCCAUAGCCAAGUAUGUUUUUUUGGAGCCGAUUGUGGAAAUCAGAUCAGGAUCUGAAUUUGUAAUUGAGAAAAAAGAAAAGCAUUUAAUUUUAAAGGAUCAAUGCUAACUUCAUGAAGUAAGACUUAACAAACAUCUAAGAAACCAGAGAGACUAAAAAAUCUGACACUUUAAUCCAAUAAAAUAUAUACAUUUGAAUAUUUGUGGAUUUUUUAAAAACAUAAUAAAAUGUUCUGAUCAAAAAUACAGUAAAACUCUUUAGAAUUGUAGCUUUAAUUGCACCCAUAUAGUAAUAUUGAUAUUACAUUGUGGUUUUAAAAGACUGUUUAUUAAAAUGCUAAAUAUGGCAAGACCUGUACCUACCAUAAAUACGUACAUUUUCAAAAUAAGGCAAAAA